Fusarium oxysporum Fo47 is the source of this 783-nucleotide messenger RNA. RefSeq names its product fumarylacetoacetate hydrolase family protein. Gene Ontology annotation, molecular function: catalytic activity. The record is from RefSeq and is a predicted model, not a curated record. Lineage: Eukaryota; Fungi; Ascomycota; Sordariomycetes; Hypocreales; Nectriaceae. Bases 1 to 783 code for a protein of 260 amino acids. The transcript is spliced from 5 exons.
AUGUCGAUACCAAGUUUCACCAAUCUCAUCCGCUUCUUGGAUGAAGAUUCAGUCGAGGCGUAUGGGGAGGUAGCCCCGGAGUCGUUGGACAACAUUGAAGGCUCGGUAGUGAAGGUUAUGGGCCAAGAUAUUGAGUACCUUCGAGACACCGGCAAGACAGCAGUCGUCAAGAAGCUACUGGCACCACUGCCGCACAUGGAAAUGCCCGCAAAUCCGGUAAUAUUCAUGAAGCCUGCAGACGCUCUCGCCGGUCCGUACGAUGAUAUCACGAUACCCAAAGAGGCGCACUUGAUGGACUACGAGGGUGAGCUAUGCAUCAUCAUUGGGAAGGACGGAAAGGAUAUCCAACCACAAGACGCCUUGGAUUACAUCCUUGGUUAUACGGUUGGCAAUGAUCUCUCCUCCCGUUACUGGCAGCGGCCACCUCGAGCAGGAGGUCAGUUCUGCUAUGCCAAAUCGUUCGACGGUUUCGCGCCCAUCGGACCGACGAUUCUAUCACCACAUGUCGCGACAGCGGAAUCUCUCCAUCUGACCACAAAGGUCAACGGCGAGGUUCGGCAGCAAUCCCCAAUUUCGGACAUGAUCUUCAACGUCCGAGACAUUAUCUCUCACUGUUCUCAGGGAACUACAUUGCGUAAGGGAACGAUCAUUAUGACGGGCACGCCAAGUGGCAUCGCGGCCAAGAUGCCUGAUUCCCCCUGGAUCCAAAAGGGGGAUGUUGUCGAGGUGACUGUCUCACAUAUUGGGACUCUUAGAAAUAGGCUAGUUUCAGAGAACGUUUAG